Molecule: messenger RNA, 3237 nt
Organism: Paramecium tetraurelia
Lineage: Eukaryota; Ciliophora; Oligohymenophorea; Peniculida; Parameciidae
Exons: 10
Source: RefSeq, a predicted model, not a curated record
AUGGAAAAUUAAUUUGAACUUGAGUAAGCCAUUAGCAAAUCCGAAGUCAUCCUUGAGAAAUGUCUUACCAUGAUGCGUCCAGAGGGACUGGAACAGUUCCAUUUCCGUAUUGAAGAAUAAUUUUAUAAAGUCAAACAAAAUAAAGUGCUUUUGAUUCACGAAAAAGAGGGAGAUGAUUUAUAGACAAUGAUCGCAUAUUGGAUUCAAGAACAUCAACAAAGAAAUAGAGACCUAAUUAUUCCAUAUAUUGUUGAGCACGAGAACUAAAACCAUUAUUAUGCCAUUUAUUACAUUUUAACUAAAUUAAGAGUACUUAUAUUGAAUACAUAGGCUGUCUUUAAUAUCACCUAAAAAGUUGAAUUAGAGAGUGAGAAAUUAAAAUAGUAUUUUGAAUAUUGGUUGAACCUAUGUUCAAGAGAAUUGGGCAAUCAACUAUACAGUGAUUGUAAAGUAGCAUACAAACGAGUAUAUCAUAUAGUAUUAUUGAGGGUCAUUAUCGUUAUUCAAGGCAUAGAUAAGUUUUAUAGUGGUGGCGAGGUUAGAGUGUCAUCUUGGUUGCCCAAAAUACUGCCUGAUAAUAUCAAACUCAUAGCUUCAGCCAGAUUUGGCAGUAAAGCUUAUGAAUACUAUUAAUCUAUUGGUAACCCCAUAAUUCCAAUGUAUAUCUUACUGUAUCAUUCUAGUGAAAAUGAGAGCAUAGAAAUUUGGGAUCUAAUUAGACAAAACCCUCAAAUUCAUAAUGCCCUAAUGCUUGUUCCUGAAUAAUUGCGUUGUCAGUUGCACUUUCUCAAAAUCUUCCACACCAUCCUAAGCAAUCCUUUAGAUGAAUAUGCAUAAUUAGUUUCAGAGGUGUUAUAAUAGGCAGAAAAAUUUCAGACUGAAGUAGAGUUCUUUACUAUCCUUAUUAAUUAGUUUUGUCAUCACAAUGCCAUUGCCUCAUCCAUCUUUUGUGUUCUUUCUUAUGUUAAUAAAGGUAUCUCAAUAGAUGAAGUGAUGGCCAGUUGUUCAUGCACUCAAGAACAAUUCAUCAAAGUCUAUGAUUUUUUCAAGAUCUGUUUCCUAGAGAAGAAUCUUGUCUAUUCUAUCUAUAUCCUUACUAUGAGAUAGGCAAUUUAAUAAAUCUAAUUUAACAAAAACCUUUAUGAUUAAUAUUUAUUGAUUAUUGAACAUUCAACCAACUCAACCAGAAAAUUGGAAGAACUCAUUCAACAAUAUAGUAAAAACAAAAAGUAUUUUAAACUCAAAGAAAUCAUAAUUAAUAUUGAGCAUUUCCUCAUUCUUUGGAAUCCCUACAAUAAAUUUGAAUUAUGUUAGUUAUGGGAAAUGCUUGAACAAAAUGGAUAUGAUUUGGUUAUGGAAUAUAAUAAGGCUGUCGAGAACUUCCAGGCUAUCUAUAAGCCUACGACUGAAGGACUCUUCUUCAUAAUGUUAUAAAUUUGCAUUUUUCUAAGAGAAUUUUCCAACUUCGAGAAAGAUGGCACUCCUGCCUAUAAACAUCCAUUACUGAGAGGUCAAUCAAUAGAAUUCGAGGAGGUUGGAUUAUAUGGGGAAUUAAGUCAAUUAAAAAUGCUGUCCAAGAAGAAACCAAAGUAACAAUUGAAUGAAGAUUAUUUCCCAACCAUAAUGAGUACUGUCUAAUUGGAGAAUCUUAAUUUGGACAUUAAAAACAAUCGGGAUAGCUUCAUUAAUUAUUAUCAAUCCUAAUUUGAUUCAAACGUUUUAUAAGAAUACUUACAAACCAAAUAAGACUUCUUAAGAGAGAAAUUGUUAUCCACUUCCAAAGUUCCAAAUCCCUAUUAUUAUAAGAGAUGGUUAUGGGUUCAAUUUCCAUGGUUGGCAUUAACUUAGAAAAAUAACUUCUCCAAACUUAUGCAGUUCUAUGGGAAAGACUCUACCUAAUAUAUGUCCAUUCAGGAAGAAAUAUAGAUUAAUCAAAAGGCAAUUCGAUUGGUUAUCAAUGCUAAGAGUUCUAAGGAUAAAUCUAUUCACAAAUUGCCUGAAAUAAAACAACGCUAUUAUAGUCCCACAGUGAAUAAGGAUGAGCCUGUUCGAAGAUUUAAUCAGUCUUUAGAAAAAAGUAUUGAUAGGGCUCCUUCUACAGGUAGAAGGGAAUUGGCUGAGAACAAAAAGAAGGUGCUCUAUGUUAAGAAAUACAAUUAAUUAUAGUAUUAGAACUAACAGUUGAAGAACAAGUUGAAGGAGUUGUAAACAGUUAAGUAGAAUCUAUACCCCCAAGAGGCUACAAUUGAAGCUUAUAGAUUGAAUGACUAAACCAAGACUUAGGGAGAUGAAUUGAAGAAGUAGAUGGACAAUUUGUAGGGAGUUUAGAAUGAAAUGAAAAGAAUGCAGACAGUUUUAAAGUUAUGUCAAUUCAAUUAAGAUUAGAAUGAAGAGAGAGUGUAGCAAUUAUUUAGACAUUGCAAGAAUUUGGAUAGGAUGAUAAAUGAAUAUAAGUAAAUAAUAAAGGAAUUGAGUGAUAAGUUAGGGGUUUACAAGCAAAAGAAUAAGGUAGAACCUAUUAAAUAAUAAUAACAAAAACAGCCUAUUUCUAAAUAGUUUAUGACAAUGAAGGAUUUGAGUUAAGCUAGUCAAAAAAAUAUGAACACUAAUGGAAAUAUCAAUUUGAAUAUGAAUACAGAUUAUAAGAUUAAAGUUACAUUUGAUAUAUAAGAUCAGAAUAAGAAUUUGAGACAUCAAUAUUCGAUUAAUAAUAAUUUAUAAUAGUAGGAUAAACUACGUGAAACUCAGACUAGACUGAUGUUGGAAUAAAUGCCAUCCAACAGAAUGAUCACUCCUGGAUAUAGAUUAUCACUCAAACCAAAAGGAGAUGUUAGUGAUCAAAUAGAUUCACACAUUUUAGAAUAGAUUAGACAUCUUAACACUUUAGGAAUUGCCAAUACUUACAACAACCCAACAUUCGAUGAAUUUCUAGGUCAUUUAACAAAAUAGAAUGAAUUAAAUCUGGAAGUCUAAGAAUGCUCAAUUAAAUUGAAUGAAGUAAGAAUUAAGAAAUAGGAGAAGUAAACGUUUUUGAAAAUCUUACAAAAAAAUGAGAAGCCUUAAGAUUAGAAAGCUGAACAGUUCAUAACAUCUGAUGAUGUAGAUAAAUUGAGAAGAGCUAAUGAUGCCAAGACUAUUACACUAAAGAAAUUGAAAUAGUAAAAGGCAGUGUAUAACUUUUUCCAUAACAACCUAUACAAAGAUAUAACCUAACAAUAACCUAAAUAUUUAGUUUGA